Messenger RNA from Xenopus tropicalis (tropical clawed frog), 1780 nucleotides. RefSeq names its product vesicle associated membrane protein 2 (gene vamp2). Gene Ontology annotation, cellular component: synapse; membrane; endomembrane system. The record is from RefSeq and is marked provisional. NCBI's taxonomy places the organism in Eukaryota, Metazoa, Chordata, Amphibia, Anura, Pipidae. Gene Ontology annotation, biological process: vesicle-mediated transport.
GGAGAAGGAGCUGCAGCAGCACCAGAGCCUGAACAGCACCCAGCGAGAUCAUGUCUGCCCCAGCUGCCGGCCCCCCUGCUGCCGCCCCAGGCGAUGGAGCUCCCCAAGGCCCCCCAAACCUUACCAGCAACAGGAGGCUUCAGCAGACACAGGCACAGGUGGAUGAGGUAGUGGAUAUUAUGCGUGUGAAUGUAGACAAGGUCUUGGAGAGAGAUUCUAAGCUGUCUGAGUUGGAUGACCGUGCAGAUGCCCUGCAGGCUGGAGCCUCUCAGUUUGAGACUAGUGCGGCCAAACUUAAGCGCAAGUACUGGUGGAAGAAUCUCAAGAUGAUGAUAAUUAUGGGAGUGAUAUGUGCUAUCAUCCUCAUCAUAAUAAUUGUUUACUUCAGCACCUAAGGACAGCGUACUCUUCCCGUCUCUCUGUCUCUUAUCUCUUACCCUCUCUCGCCGGAUCUCUCAUCUACACCCCCAGCUGGGACCAGACAAACUUCAACAUAUCUUCCUUCCUGCCUCUCCCCUCUCCCUAUUAAAGGGACGUGGGGGAGCUUGUAUUGUGCAGAUGCUCUCCCCUCUCCCCCCCCCCUGCUUCCCUCUGUAAAUACCACUGACUGGAUACCCCUAACUUAUAUACAAACACACACGUAUCUAUAUAUUUAAUUUGUCUGUGCGCAGGUUUUUAUGUUCCUUGUUUACCCGUAAAGCUGUGUGUCUGUGAUGUUCUAACCCUGCCCGGGGGGGGGGGGGGAGGGGUAAUUGCCCCAGAACUGGUCUUCGCCCACCAACGCAUCCAUAAUCUCUGUGCAAGUGGAGGGGGUAAAGGAGGAGGGUUGUAUGUGUGUAAUAUAUAUAUAGAAAUAUAAAUUUGCUCUCCGCCCCUUUCCCCCUUUCUCUAAAACUUUCUGCUCCCAUUUUUACUCCAGAUGUAGAUAUAUAUAUGGCGUGUCACAAAAAGGGAGUGGCUUAAAAUGCAAAGUAACUAUAUCCCCCAUGUCCAAUGGGCUCAGCUUUUAUGGGUUGUAGGCUUGUAGAUGGCCCCCUUCCCUGCCACUUAUCUGGAGGGACAUAGUGUAAGGGCUGGGGUAUUCCCAAUCUGCUGCCUUGUAUCCUUUUUGCUGCCCAUGUAUUAGGCCCCCCACGUAUACAGCCGGCACGGUGAGACAGCCUUGCAGGGGGACGGAUCACCGGAGAGGGCAAGUGUAGCAGAGGAGGUGGAUAGGAUCUUACCAUAGUGAGUAUGGGGGGGCAGUUGCCUGUAUAGGGUUAUUAGAAAGACUAGUAGAACUGUCAGUGAGGGUUCGCUGCCGACUUCAUUUUUCACCACCUCUGUCCACUUGGGAGCGAGGUGGUACCACUCGCUGUUAUUAACACCCUAGCAUGGGUAACUGUAGGGGGUACCCUGUUAACCCACUCCUUACUACACUGGGCAUUAGAGAUGUAGGGGUCAUCCCUACCCCCUUGUUCGUGCCCUGCCAAGUCUUCCCUACUCAUUAAUUGCCCCUCUUACCUGCGCCUGCAUGGGAUCAGCCGUUAUGUAGCUGGCACCAAGAGGGGCAAUGAGACACACAGCUGAGAGAUAUCUACCCCUGUCUGCUUGUCCUCAUUUCCCCCCGGUGUGUCUUAUUGCCCUGGCUGCCUGAAAUCCCCUUAUUAGGAGGGAGGGGGAGUGUGUGGCCAAGGGCAGUAGUGUAAAUCCUCCCCUCUCUCUCCUUGUUACCCCUCUGAAUUAUCCCUCCUCCUGCCCCACAACAUAAAUAUUACAAAUAAAUGUUGUUUAACCAAAA